AUGCAUAGGCUUCUUCGACUGGUCCAUACGGUUUCCUGGAAGCCAGAACCUGUGACGGGUGAACCUGAUUGCCUUCCUCGACAAAGCCAGGCAGGUUUUUCAAGUCCAUUAGCCCCAGAAGCGAUGUUAAUUUAUCACCUGGAAGAAGACCCAAGGGUUUCAACCGACAAAGGGUUUCUCAUUCUUCAUCCAUUGAUAAUACCUCUAGAAGAAGAAUAA
Nezara viridula (southern green stink bug) is the source of this 219-nucleotide messenger RNA. The record is from the annotation of a GenBank genome assembly. NCBI's taxonomy places the organism in Eukaryota, Metazoa, Arthropoda, Insecta, Hemiptera, Pentatomidae.